Messenger RNA from Rhea pennata, 3725 nucleotides. RefSeq names its product ataxin 7 like 1 (gene ATXN7L1). NCBI's taxonomy places the organism in Eukaryota, Metazoa, Chordata, Aves, Rheiformes, Rheidae. The coding region runs from base 136 to 2643 and encodes 835 amino acids. The record is from RefSeq and is a predicted model, not a curated record. The transcript has 12 exons.
CACUACCCCCGUGUGGGCGGCGGAACGUCCCGAGGAUGACGUGCGGCGUUCUCGGAUCCCGUGUCUCGCUCGCUCGCUCGCCGCCGCCGAAGGAAACGGGAAAAGCAACAAGGAGGCAGGAGCAGGCGCGGCGCCAUGGCGGCCCUGGAGCGGCCCGUGCCCAGUCCCGAGGCGUUCCUGGGCCAGCCCUGGGCCGCCUGGGUGCGGGAGGCCGCCCCCCCGCACGCGCACGGCGCCGCCCCCCCGCACAGUGUGGAGCUGGAGGAGGCUGGAAAGGAGGGCGCGAAGAGCAGGGAGGUGAUGAGGCUCAGCAAGGAAGAUAUGCACUUAUUUGGCCAUUAUCCAGCUCAUGAUGAUUUCUAUCUUGUAGUGUGCAAUAUCUGCAAUCAGGUAGUCAAGCCACAGGUUUUCCAGUCGCACUGCGAACGAAGACACGGUUCAAUGUGUAAACCUUCCCCUUCUCCAGCUUCUCCAGCCUGCAAUUCCAGGACAUCCCUAGUACAAAUGAAACCGAAAUCCUGUAUCAGUGGCCAUAACCCUGUCAGCAGCAACUCAAAGCCAUUCAAAACGCCCAAAGACAAUCUACUUACCUCCAGUAGCAGACAGCACACAGUCUUUCCUUCAAAAGUAUCACGGGAUAAACCAUGUGUUCCUGUUCCAGUAGUCAGUCUAGAGAAAAUUCCUAACCUAGUGAAGGCAGAUGGUGCCAAUGUUAAAAUGAAUUCUGCAACCACUACCACCAUCACCUCCUCCUCAGCCUCUUCAUCCACCAUACCUGCUCCAACUUUGGUUAAAUCUGGUUUGACAUCUAAGUCAGUGCCACCAUCACCAGAAAAGAUUCUGAACGGCAAAGGAAUCAUAGCUCCAUCAAUAGACAAGAAACACCAAAAUGGCACUAAAAGCAGUAACAAGCCUUACAAAAGACUUUCAGAAAGAGAAUUUGACCCAAAUAAACACUGUGGAGUACUGGAUCCUGAAACAAAGAAACCUUGCACAAGAUCGCUCACCUGCAAGACUCAUUCACUUAACCAUCGACGAGCAGUUCCAGGCCGUAAAAAACAGUUUGACAUCCUUCUAGCUGAACACAAAGCUCGGUCCAGGGAAAAAGAAGUUGCAAAAGACAAAGAGCAUCCAACAUCUAUAAGGGAAAGCUAUCAGAGCCAGCCCACACCAGCACAAGACUCUCUGUCAGGAUCUUCAGUGAACUCUGGGCAAGAAUCUAAAGUAACUUCUCCUGCAAAAUCUAGACCACCAAAUUCUGCACUUCCAAGACCAUCAUCUGCAAAUAGCAUCAACAGCAACAGUUCUUCAAACCACAGUGGGUAUGUACCAGAACUGCCAUUGCCUUCUGUGGGAGGAGAUUUAACUAGCAGAUUAUCCAGUGAUGAAGGAGAAGUGGAUGGAGCUGAAGAAUCUGAGAAAUUAGACUGUCAUUUUUCUGGACACCAUCCCAGACCUCUUGGGUUUUGUUCAUAUGGCAGUCGCUUAAUGGGAAGAGGGUACUAUGUUUUUGAUAGAAGAUGGGACCAUUUUCGAUUCGCACUAAACUCCAUGGUAGAAAAACAUUUGAAUUCACAGAUGUGGAAGAAAAUUCCUCCUGCAGCAGAUAGCCCCAUGCCUUCUCCAGCAGCACAUGCCUCCACUCCUUUUCCAGGAUCAGUCUUGCAGCCUUUCAGCAACCCUAGUGCAGUGUAUAUUCCUUCAACACCUAUCAGUUCAAGAAUCACCUCUUCUUACAUAAUGACGUCAGCCAUGUUACCAAAUGCAGCCUUUGUGACGGCGUCGGAUACAAAUUCGAUCAUGUCGCACACUACAGCUUUUCCUCAUGUGGCUGCAAGUUUAAGUAUCAUGGACUCAACUUUCAAAGCGCCAUCAGCUGUGUCACCAGUGCCGGCAGUCAUCCCUUCCCCAUCCCACAAGCCAUCCAAAACAAAAACCAGCAAAUCCUCAAAAGUUAAAGACCUGUCAUCUCGUAGUGAUGAGUCUUCAAGUAACAAAAAGAAAAAGCCGCAGUCAUCAUCGUCGUCUUCAUUAUCUUUGCAGACAUCUUCCUCAUCUUCAUUUUCAGGGUCCCACAAAAAGAACUGUGUCCUGAACCCCAGCUCAACUUUGAACUCCUAUCAGGCUACAUCUUCCUAUAACAGUAUGUCUGUGCACAAUACAAAUAAUGGAACAAGCCCACUCAGUGCCAAAUCGGAGCCCUCAGGACGGACUUCAUUAUCAAGUAGCUCAGCAGACUCAGUAAAACAUAUGAGCAUGGUAGUAAGCAGUAUUGACUCUUCUAAUUUGUCUGUAUCUUCUCUUGUGCACCACUCGGGGGACCACUCCCUGGGAGCACAUAAUGCAGUGUCUUCUCUACCCCUUUCUUUCGACAAAUCAGAAGGAAAAAAACGUAAAAACUCUAGUUCUAGUAGCAAAGCCUGUAAAAUCACUAAAAUGCCUGGUAUGAAUAGUGUUCAUAGAAAGAGCACUGCCAACCUUAUUUCUGCGGUGCCAGAUCCUACAAGCAGCUCCAUCUCUCGGCAGAUUGGAAAAAAUAGCAGUGUAGCUUUGUCACAAUCCAGUCCUUCGAGUACAUCAAACCCGGUACACAACAGACAAAAGACAUCAAACCGGACUGGUAGAAUAAGGACUCUUCCAUAACAAGAAAAAGGAACCAGCCUAUAAUCUCUAGCUCUCAGCAGCCCUACUCCACAGGGUUUUUCUUUUCUGUAUCCUACAGAUGAAUUUAACCUUUUAUGAAUUUGUGGUUUUAAAAAGAAUUAAAUUUAUAGAAAACUGUAAUAGUGAUUUGUUUAGUUUUUCACUUGUAUUUGCCACUGAUCUGUGCAUUCUGCUUAGUUAUGUUUCAUGCCUUUUCAAGCUGUUAGCGUUGCAAUGCUCCCUUUGAUUCCUUGUCACAACACUUUGGACAUUCAAAAAACAAAAUCAGAUCAUGAUUUAAAUUUAUUUUAAAUUAUCUGCAAUUUUUUAAUUAAACAAAAACUACAGUAAUUCUGUAUUUAAGCUUGUCCUAUGGAUAAAAAUUGGGUGCAUUUCUUAGCAAUUUGCAAACAGCUGGGGGCACUGCAACUUUAGGGACUAAUCCUGACUGGUGCUCUGUACCCACAGCAUUUAUUAAUUCCAGUGGGAAUUCUGAGUGUUCAGCCUCUUCCAGGAUCAGGCUCUUAAGGAAUCUAUACUUAAAUCAAUGCAUAGAGGAUUUUUGCACCAAAUGGCAAUUAAUGUUACCAGAGGCUCAACAUGUAAAAUCCCCAUAUCUUGAUGGAGUUCUAGACCCUGAAGAUCAUAGUACUUGAUAAGUAAGUUUGCAAGGACAGGAGUUGAGCAGAUUGGCUUGCAUUAAUAGAAUUGCACUGACAGUGUUUCUUAUAGGAUUACUGAAUAAUUUUUUAAUAAAAUAUAGAUUUUAUAAUCAGGAAACCAAUACUAGGUACUGGAACAAUAGUACAGAGGAGUUAAUUUUUAUUUCUACAGUGUUAAAAGUGCACUUAUAUGCUGGUUUAUUUACAUCUUUGGGAAAAGGCGAGAGACUGCAAAUAGGGAGAUUAUUACUACUUUCUUUUUUAAAAAAAGAAGGCUUAAGGCAAAUUUUAAGACUUAAAAAUGUUUAAGCAAUUAUAAACAAGGCUAGACCCUUUGAAAAAAGUUUAGAAAUAUUCCUAAAAUAAAUUUUAUAGUGUUAAUUUUGUAAUAAUUUAUGUUUUGCUAUACUUCAGAGCUAA